This is a messenger RNA of Funneliformis mosseae, 1248 nucleotides long. The record is from the annotation of a GenBank genome assembly. NCBI's taxonomy places the organism in Eukaryota, Fungi, Glomeromycota, Glomeromycetes, Glomerales, Glomeraceae.
AUGCCAAAGAUAAGUAACUCAAAGUUGCAAAUUCCUCGCGUAAAUCGUCAAGAAUGUACCAACAACAAGAAUUCUAAGAAUUCUCCUGAUGAUAAGACGGCUUUAGAAUUAUUAUCAGGACUUAAGGCAGAAAGUAUACCUCCACCAGAUACCGAUUUUAUUAAACGUGUGUUGGAAAAUUCUCGUAGGGCAAAAUCCAAAAAAAAUGAUCCUCCAAGACCUCCAAAUGCAUUUUUCUUGUUUCGUAACGCGUUGCAUUCUCAUUUGUCCGCUCUUAAUUUAAAAGUACCUCAAGUCAGCGCUGCGGCUGGGGAAUUAUGGAAUAAUGCUAGUGAAGAAAUGAAAAGCAAAUAUAUUAAAUUACAAGAAAUUGCAAAAUUCUUGCACUUGGAAAUGCAUCCGGGAUAUGUGUAUCGACCUAGAAAAAAUUUUACUCCUUCUCCUUCGAAUAACUUGGAUGUGGAUGAGAAAUCUUCUGAAAAGAAACCAACAUCAAAUAAUCCCGCAACCCCUUCUUCACCUGAUUCCUUUUCUUCGCUAAUUUCUGAGCCACCCUCGCCUACAAAAUUCGUUGAUUCUGGAUUGGUGCAAUUAUCCACAACUCAAUGUAGUAAAAUAGAAGUAGAAAACUUACAACUGAGACGUCCUACAUUGCCCAAACCCUUGGUUCAUUACAACGAAGACCUUUAUGUAACUAAAGAUAAAUCAUCACGAGAUUUAUUUACGUCCGAACAUAAUGAACCAAGCCAGAAAUUGAUGGAAUUUCAUCAAGAAUCCACACAACCGCAGCCUACGCGUUUAGUUCGCCAUUUACCUCCUGUACAAGAUCAAAGCAUGAGAUAUCAUGAUCUCAACAAUAAUGUGAUUCAUAAUCAACGACAACAUCGAUUCGCCACCUCUCAACAGCUCAAUCAGAUUGACCCCGUUUUGAUCACCACGUUAACUUCAUUCACAGCAUUUCCGGUACCGCAUGUGAAUUCCGUAACAUCCGUAGAAACUUCAAAUAAUUUCACAAUGACGUUUGAAAAUCGGGCAAUACCAAAUUCGCCAAAUUUAAAUUUUGUGGCUCCACAUAAUAUGAUUACUAAUGGAUUUGAUGUAAGGAAUAACACUGUGAUGCCACAACCGACAAUUGUCGCUCCAUAUCAAUAUCUACCCGCUAGGUAUGGUUUAGUCGGUGACCCAGGUAAUGAUGUUUUUAGUGAUUGGGUUGAUUGGGAUCAUCAAUACACCGAAGACACGUUUUAA